UUAAGGACUGAGCUGGGCGCACCCGGACCAAGGCUUGUGUUUCCAGGUCCUAGUAACGAUGUCUGGGAGAGGCAAGGGCGGUAAAGGUUUAGGCAAGGGUGGUGCCAAGCGCCACCGCAAAGUCCUGAGAGACAACAUCCAGGGCAUCACCAAGCCCGCCAUCCGCCGCCUCGCUCGGCGUGGGGGUGUCAAGCGGAUCUCGGGCCUCAUCUAUGAGGAGACGCGGGGGGUGCUGAAGGUGUUCCUGGAGAACGUGAUCCGGGACGCCGUCACCUACACGGAGCACGCCAAGCGCAAGACGGUCACGGCCAUGGACGUGGUGUAUGCCCUGAAGCGGCAGGGUCGCACCCUGUAUGGCUUCGGGGGAGACGAAAACAGCUGUGGAAUCCGGAAGCCGGGCCUUGGGAUCCGAAUGCUCCCGGGACCGUGGCGGAUAGUGUCCGCUAGAGGGCGGCCUGAGGGCGGAAGGGGGGGAGAGAAACGGCGGAGGGGCGGGGACCAUGACGACCGCUCGCGGUUUUCAAUCCGGUCCGACGGUCUCGUAUAUCAGGGGGCCGAGCUCCCCUUCUGGCACGGCGCCUGGUGGGUUCACCUCGUGGUACGAGCAGCCAUGUCCGGGAGAGGCAAGGGCGGGAAAGGGCUGGGCAAAGGCGGUGCUAAGCGGCACCGCAAGGUCCUGAGAGACAACAUCCAGGGCAUCACCAAGCCCGCCAUCCGCCGCCUCGCUCGGCGUGGGGGUGUCAAGCGGAUCUCGGGCCUCAUCUACGAGGAGACGCGGGGGGUGCUGAAGGUGUUCCUGGAGAACGUGAUCCGGGACGCCGUCACCUACACGGAGCACGCCAAGCGCAAGACGGUCACGGCCAUGGACGUGGUGUACGCGCUCAAGCGCCAGGGCCGCACCCUGUAUGGCUUCGGGGGCUAAGCCUCUGCUGCGGGCUCGCGUGUGCGGCCACCCUAAAGGCCCUUUUUAGGGCCACCCAGAGAGUCCUUGGGGAGCUGGGCACCUAUAGGACGUGGGCACUAGAGCGCCCCCCAACCUCCUUUAGCACCAGCCGUUCUCCAAGCUGCCCCUCUGUUGUAACAGUGAGUCGCUUAGACAAGCAAUGCCGAGUGCUUUGGUUCCUGCUUGCCGAGCCGACCCUUCUCCAUGCCACCCUUGCGGGUCCAGUGGGGGUCGCGCAGCUGUGUCCGCAUUUGGACAAUUACUGACCAAUCCGCGGGGUCCCGCAGCGGUCGCUGUGCGGGUCCAGCCAAUCAGGACAGUGCUGGUAUUGCACUAUCUGAAUGCCCAUUUCUACAGAAACGGAUCCGUUGGGGACAGGGGUGAAGGGUGGGGGUGGAGGCUGGAACUUCCCUGUAUAGAAGUUAGCCAUAAAGGACCUCCAGCUUUAACCAGGCUGUCUCCCCCCUCACCCCUUUAUAGCAGGGAGGACCCUAGCGGUCUGUUACCCAUCCCCUUUUUCUUUUGUGCCGUCCUUCCUCCUCUUCCUGCAUUUCUGUAUGUACCUCCCUCUCAGCCCCUGACCAUACCCCAAGCCUCUACCCCAUCCCCAGAAAAUUGUCAGCACGGCCGAAUGUGACAUCUUUGGGGAUAUAAAAGCAGAUGGUCCUGCCCAGGUUCUCUGAAUUCAGGAACAGACUGGGGACGCUGGUGGGGGUGCAGCUCAGUGAACUCUUUUCAGUUGCUCUCACCAAGAGCAGGCUGAACCUGGGACUGUGGCCAUUCCCGGGGCUUUCCAGACACCCUGCCUACGGGCACUGUGACCCCGACCCUGCAAGUUCCUCCCGGAGGAGGGUGAGGAGGAGAAAGGAAAGGGGCUGGAUCUUGAAGCUCAGGGGCCCCCAGGGCUCUAGAGAGGGGGUGGGCCUUCCACACAGAAGAAACAGAAAUGUGUGAAGACACCGUCUACUUGGGGAUCGCAGAUGCCCUGUGGGGCUAGAACCUACUGGGUUCAGCUGGCAGAACACCCGAAACCCGGGGAGGCUCUGAGAACUCCCAGGAAGCAGAUGUAUAUUAAGGUUAAUUUUUUCGUUGCCUUUUAAUGGGAUUAAAAGGCAGCUAUUAAUGGAA
Myotis lucifugus (little brown bat) is the source of this 2071-nucleotide messenger RNA. RefSeq lists its product as uncharacterized. Gene Ontology annotation, molecular function: structural constituent of chromatin; DNA binding; protein heterodimerization activity. Gene Ontology annotation, biological process: nucleosome assembly. The transcript has 2 exons. Lineage: Eukaryota; Metazoa; Chordata; Mammalia; Chiroptera; Vespertilionidae. Gene Ontology annotation, cellular component: nucleosome. The record is from RefSeq and is a predicted model, not a curated record. Bases 59 to 922 code for a protein of 287 amino acids.